AUGACGCCAAGUCCAAACCCCUUAUCGACCAGUCGGUCCAUCAGGUUCAUAGACCGAUAUUUGUGCAGAAUCAUCCAUAAUCCCGUUAUCACCUCCACACUUUUGAUGUGCACGAUAGCCGCCAUCCAAAGCAACCAGAUCUACAACUUGUACAACUCCACUUUCAACCUGCCCGACUUCAUCUUUGUUGAUGAGUAUGUUUUUGACAUAAUAUCCAAUGCAUUGAACAUUUUAUUUGUGUUUCGCUUCCAGUUGAAGAGCCAGAAGCAAAUUAACAAGACAUGGGAAACACUUCUUUUCAUAGCACAGAAUAUCGGCUGCUACAACCUUCUCUUCAGCAGCAAGUACAGCAUCUUGUUCAACUACGAGAUCCACAGUUCUCUCAAAGUAUGUCUUGUGACACAAAUCCUCUUUCCAUACUUGAUCUUGCUCAUCAAUUUAUUGGACUGGAAGAAGUUGACCUAUGCCAACUUUUUGCACGAUUGCAACAGCAAUUUGCUUUCCAUCUUCAUCAGCCAUUCCUUCCUCUUCAUCAACUACAACUUCCCCUACUUUGAUGCACCAGAAGUGCUUCUGGGCACCAUAGGAAACUUCCCAUUCAUCUACAAAAUCAGUGCAUUUUCGCUCAAGUUCUACUGUAUCUACGGAUUCAUCAUCUACGAGAUCGCCCUCAUCUUGUACGAAACAGACGUCGCUGUGGGUAAUCUUGGUUCACUCAACUGUCAAUCUGAAGAUUGCUACAACACCGACAAAUUGCAGAAAGAAAAUAACGGAAGACGCAGAUCGCCUUCGAUUCUUACGAAAUUGUACAGAGAUUGGAGCAGCUCGGUUGUUGUUAUGAGCAGCCUCUUUGUCAUUGCAAUCGACUUUGUAUUUGUCUGCAUAGCCCCAUAG
Molecule: messenger RNA, 894 nt
Organism: Scheffersomyces stipitis CBS 6054
Lineage: Eukaryota; Fungi; Ascomycota; Pichiomycetes; Serinales; Debaryomycetaceae
Exons: 1
Coding region: 1-894 (297 amino acids)
Source: RefSeq, a predicted model, not a curated record